Messenger RNA from Diabrotica virgifera virgifera (western corn rootworm), 6658 nucleotides. RefSeq lists its product as uncharacterized. The transcript is spliced from 2 exons. Lineage: Eukaryota; Metazoa; Arthropoda; Insecta; Coleoptera; Chrysomelidae. The coding region runs from base 1070 to 2695 and encodes 541 amino acids. The record is from RefSeq and is a predicted model, not a curated record.
CUCACCUCUUGGUAACCGAAAGACGUAUCAAAAACUAGAUGGCGCUACUCGAAAACCGUAUCGAGAUUUCUCAUUCUCUCUCUGACUUGCGAGGAGGUAGGAGUAGUAUCAGGGCCGAACUUACCCUAUAGGUGUAUUAUCUGUGACAGGCAGGUGUUGUGACAAAUUAGAGCGGAAUUUUAUAAAAAAAAGGACUCAUAUUUUAGACAAAAUGGCCUCUGUAACUCAUAAGUGUGUUUACGCGGGAUGUUUUGAAAGAAACGAUGGAACAAAUAAUAAUAUAUCUUUCUUUAAAUUUCCACUGAAAGACGUAGAGCGUACAAAAAUUUGGCAAAAAAACUGCGGGAACAUUGAUAUUUUAUUGAUGGAUAUCACUGACCUUAAACAGAGGGUAAUUUGCCAGCAUCAUUUUGCAGUGGAAUAUAUUUACCAAAGUGGCCAAAGAAAGUUAUUAAGGAAAAAUGCUGUUCCUCUAAAAUUUACACAGUUAACAACUGAUUUAGGUGAUAUCCCACCAGUAUGCUCUACAUACGUUUAUUGCGGUACGAAACGUAAAAGAUCUACAAGUGACGAUUGUAUGGUUAGGUCAACUCCAUCGCCUAAGAGAUCAAGUAGUAGUCUCAGUGAUAUUUCCAGUUUUGAAAUUAAUUUGCCCACAAAACUUGAAACUGAAUUGACGGAGAAGGUAAAAAAAUUGGAGUAUCAAGUAAGUGCUUUAAAGAAGAAGUGCCGUCAGAAGAACAGUCGGCGUUGUAGAAGAACAACAAAAAACAAAAAAUCGGCAACCAAAUUCAUGUUACAGGUACUGUUAGAAAAUAAAAGCAAAUACGUGCACACAUUUGUUAAUAUGCAGUUUUCACACAAAACUCGUUCAUAAUGGAGUCACAAUGAAAAGGAUUUAGCUCUGGCCAUUUAUUAUAAGUCUCCUAGUUGUUACAAAUUUUUAAUUAGAUCUCUUAACUUUAUAUUACCUUCAGUAAAAACAAUUCAAACUUGGUUGCGUGUCAUAAAAUUAAGAACUGGUUUAAACACUUCCUUAAUUGACAAGUUGAAGAAAAAAGCAGAGACAAUGGAUGAGUUGGAAAAAAUUUGUGUGUUAAUGUUUAAUGAAAUUUCUUUGAAAAAAAAAUUGGAGUACAAUAAAUUAGAUGACAUUAUAGAAGGGUUUCAAGAUUUAGGUGCUUUAGGAAGAACAAACAAACUUGCCAACACAGGUCUGGUUUUCAUGAUGCGCGGCUUGCUACAUAACUGGAAGAUUCCGAUUUGCUAUUUUGUUACAGGUGGUCCAAUACAUAGCGACAACUUAAAAAACAUUGUAGUUGAAGUUGUUUCAAAAUUACAAAAUAUUGGGUAUAUACCAAAAGUGUUAGUGUGUGAUCAAGCAUCUAAUAAUAGAGCUUUAUUUAAGCUGUUAGGCGCAUGUAAGGAUCAGCCUGCAAUAGAAAUAGGAAAUCAGAGGAUUUUCACUGUUUUUGAUACACCCCACUUAUUAAAAAGUCUAAGAAAUAAUUUUCUUAACAAAAAGUUGACGUUUUUUGCCGAUUCUAACCAGAUAUCGUGGCAAGAUAUUGAAUACACAUACAACAUCGAUAGAACCAAUGUGAGAGCACGAUGCAUGUUGAAAAUAACAGACGUUCACAUAAACCCUAAUAAUUUCCAAAAAAUGCGUGUAAAAUUAGCAGCCCAAAUUUUUUCCAACUCAGUUGCCUCAGCAAUAUCAACAGCAAAAUCUGUAGGCCCGUUACACACCAAAACGGCUCCUCAUACUGCCGAAUUUUUAAAAAUUAUAAAUAAUAUUUUUGAUGGUCUUAACAGCAAAUAUUGUAGUGAUAGUAACCCAAACAGAAAGCCAAUGUCAACUUUAAGCAAGUCAACUGAAAACUUAAAAGCAGGUUUAGAAUAUUUUAAAAAAAUUAAAUUUUUUGAAAAUCAGAAAGAGAGAAAUAAUAUUCACUGUCUACACGGCUUUCAGUGGACAAUUUUGUCAGUUUUAUGUUUGUGGGAGGAACUUCAAAAAUAUAAUGUGUCAUAUCUUUUAACAUCUUUUCUAAACCAAGAUCCUCUAGAAAAUUUUUUCUCUAUUGUGCGCAAUCGGGGUGGUUACAAUCUAACACCUAGUGUUAGUCAGUUAAGAAUUGCCAUUAAGCAUAACACAAAUAUUAAACUAAAAAUUGCUUUAGACAAUGGAAAUUGUGAAAUAGCACAAACUGAUAAUUUAGAUUUAACCCACGAAGUAACCAGCGUCGAAAUAUCUGACGAGUCCAUUGAAACCCAAACAGUUCAUGUAGAACAAUCUUUAGACAUGCAAAAGGAAAAUAAUGACAACCAAAUUUUAAGCACGGCACAUUCCAGCAAAUGUAGCAUAACAAAUUUAGAAACGUGUGCUGUUACAUAUGUCGCUGGUUAUAUUUACUAUAAGAUUAUAAAGAACUUGAAUUGUAGUAAAUGCCAGGAAGACUUGCUAAAAGACAACAAAAUUCUAUUACAGAAACACGAAUUAAUGUUACUUUUCAGAGAUUAUGGCGCAAAUGAAGAAAUAAAGUUUCUUCAGAGACCAUCAGAUUUGUUUGUUACUAUUACUACAAUAUUGUUAGAAAAGUUUCACGAGGCUUUUAAUUUAUUUAAAGUAGAUAAUGCAGUUUUCGAAAAAAUUGAAACCUAUAUGACUAACCAUAUUUUAUUAACUACUAAUUGACUUAAAAGCUGCGAAGACCAUAAAAGGAAAAUUAUAAAAUUUUUGGAAAAAAUCAAACUUUUUAAAACUUGUCAGUGGUAUAACGUUAAUGAAAGCAAACAGAAAACUAAAAGGGAAAAGAUUCACAGAAAAUUACUUAUUUUCGAUAAAAGUAAAGGUAAACAAACAUCAAAUUGCAAAAAUUCGACAAGUAAACAGCAAAAAAUUCAACAGACUGACAGCCACAAAAGUAAACAAACCAGAAACGUCACAAAUUGUAUUUAAAAUAUGAAAACGUCUUUUUUUCUACCUAGAUCUUUUCAAUGUACUGAGUUUAGUGCGUUCAUAAAAAUAACAUGUGUUUUUACUUAAUAACAGGCGGUAGCUGGUUUGUCUUUAGUUUCAUGCGUGGAAGAGAAUGAUGCUAGAUAAAAAGUAUAUGUUUUAUCUCGCCGGGUAUGAAUGACGCACGGGUAAAUAACCGUGGACUUAACUGUAUGUUAAACUACACUAUUAGCUUUAGUCUCUAUAUACAGUAGAUAUUAACAAGUAUUUUAUAAUAUCAGGAAAACAAUAUCAGUAUGUCUUAAAACCUUGGAAUCAUAUAGAAAACUUUUUUAUUAAGUUUAGGGAAAAAUGUAUUAUUGAUAAAAACUUGCAUGUCUCAAAACUAAAAAUAAAAGAAUCAGAUGUCAGAUAUUAUGAGUCGUAUACCAAGUUUGUUAAAAAAUAUUAAUUCUUCUCAAGAGUCAUAUACCUUCAUUUUUAAAGCACUUUCAUAUAAAUAUUAACGUGGUUUUAAUUGUUCUCGACUUUUAAUAAUAAUAAAAUGUUUCAAUAUUGUCAACAAUGAAAGUACUUCUUCAGAAAAAGAAAUAAUAAAUAUAUAUCUUUUUUUCCCAACAUUUUAAUUUUACAAUCUUAUCACAGUAUAUAGAGGUUCCCUCUUUAUACUGUGAUCUUAGUUUGAAAAGAAUUAACAUUCAAAUAUACUUAUUUACUUUGUUUUUAAAUAUGAUCUCAUUAGUGAUGUUUUAAACUUUCUAAUCCUGUCUGUUUAAUCCAGCUUUUACCUAUUGUUCCUAGGCAAAUGGCCUUCAACUAUUUAUAUGUUGGAAAUUCCCUGUCACUUUAUCAAGAUGUGUAUGUACUUACAUUAUUCAUUUUGAACGUUGGGAAUUUGUGGUAUUUUUUCAAAGAAAGAUAAUAAUCUAUUGUAUUUGGUACUCACCACUACUUUUUUUUAAAACAUCGAUGUCUUAAUUCUAGAAAGUCCUUAGAUAAUUUUUAAAUGUAAAAAGUAUGCGAUCGAACAGUAAAUCAUAUUGAUUUUAGUUCACCUCAGUACAAUUUCUUAUUUUGCACAGACUUCUAUAUUGCUUUUUCUAGAUAAAUUGUCAAUUUUUUGUAGUACAAUGUUACUAUCAGAACAACAUUUAUAUCCUCUUCUUCUUGUCGAAGUUCCUUCUCAUAUCGAAGGUUGGCCAUCACUACAGCUAUCCGUACCUUAUUGGCGCCUGCUUUGAAAAUAUCUAUUGAGCUGCAACUAUACCACUCUCUUAAGUCUCUCAGUCAGGAAAUUCUUCUUUUACCUAUGGAUCUUUUACCCUUAAUUUUACCUUGCAUUAUGAGCCUAAUAUCUCAUAUUUCGCUCCUCUGGUAAUUUGGCCUAAAUCCAGCUUUCUUGUAUUGAUGUUCUUUAUCACCUCGCAAUCCUUUUGUAACAUUGUAACCUUCUUAAUACUUUUGCAUUUGUAACUCGUUAGAUCUAGGUAUUUUCAAAAUCCCUCUAUAGCACUACAUCUCAAAUGCUUCCAACUUAUUUAUAUUGUCUACUUUUAGUGUCUAGCUUUCCAUUCCAUGUAACAAAGUCAAGAACACGUAGCAUCUUAAGGCUCUUAUCCUCAGCUACAGAGGAAGAUCUCGAUUAACAAACAUUUUUUUCAUUUUUAUAAAUGCUUGUCUUGCAAUUUCAAUGCGUGUCCUGAUUUCUCUAAUAGAUACAUUGGUCAUCGUUUUUAUUUACCCAGGUUCCUAGAUAUUUGCAGUUAUUUUGUAAAAAUUUAUAGCUAUAUAUUAGGUUUUAUUUUCGGUAAAUUAAUAAUGUAGAUAUUUGAAUACUUCAACUAUUGCGAUUAAUUUAGCUGUAGUUAUAGUAGUAUUAUUGUCUAGUUUUAUAACAUUUUUAUUUAUUUAUUUAAUUGGCAUUGGUAAAUGCCAUACAGCCAGUCACAACAUGAUACAAUUUUCUAAAUAUAAUCUUAACUAUUAUAAAACUAUAGCUAAAACUAUUUUAUAAAACUACAGUAGAAAACUAUAAUAGAAACCAAUAAUACCAUUGAAUCACGGUUUUUACUCCAAAUUUUAAAUAACCGCUUGGGUUGACACGAAAUUUUGGAAUACAUAUAGGAAAGAAGAAAAGUAAUUCUAAGCAAGUUAAUACUUUUCGAGGUAUUUGCGAGUAAAUAUGUUCAUUUUUCAACAAAAAGAAACACUUUUUAGGUGGGUUUUUGCAAAUAACUCAAAAAGUAAAUAUGUAUUUUACCGAAAAAAAAGGUUUCCAGUAAAAAUAUAGCUUCUAAAAAGAGAAAAAAAUGGUGUAUGUAUGAACUCUCUAGACCCAGUAGAAGCAAAGUUGUAACUAAUGAAAAAUAGUUUCAAAUCUGUCAAAUUUCAAAGCAAAUAUUUCAACGUGAAAUAACCAAAAAAGUUUACACUUUUUGGGGAAAACUCAGUACGACUUUUUUAAAGUGUUCAAAAAAAUAUUCAUUCUUGUUUUUUAAUAAGUUUCUAGCAUAAAAAGUAAGUUACGCUCAAAAUAAAGUUGGUCAAAAAAACUCGGGAAAAUCAGCCCCCACUUAGCAUUUUAAAUCAAAUUAAUCGUUACCGCUUCCCAAGUUACUUUACUUAUGUAUUAUUUAUACUGAUCUGUAAGUUUCAUUUGUUCAAAGGGCUUAUUUUUUAACAAUUUUUUUUAUUUUGAAAAAAAUGUUUUUUUCAAAACAACUUAAAAUUUAUUAGUGACACCAAAAAUCACAAAGAGUAAAAAAAAUGUAGGUUUUGCUUUUCUGAAUAUUUUGGAUUUUUUGUUUUUCUGUAAGGCAAAAAUUGGUUAAGAUGUGGCUGUUCAAAAUUUGCAUACACUCGUGAUUUUUGACUAGUUCAAGCCCUUUCAACUAGAGCUCCUUCAAAAAUUUCCACUUUGAACCGAUGAAACAAUACAUACACGAGUAAAGCAAGUUGUGAUCUUGUGAAGUUGUAACGAUUAAUUUCAUUUAGGAUGCUAAUUAGGGGGUGAUUUUCACGAUUUUUUAACAAAAAAAUAGGAACCAAAUAUAUUUUGAUCAUAACUUGCUUACUUUUGACGCUAGAAACUUAACAAAAAUAAUAUAAAUAAACCUUUUUUAAACACUUUAAAAAAAGUUGUAAUGAGUUUUCGUCGAAAAGUGCUUCAUUUUUUUUAUUAUUUCACGUUGAAAUACAACAUGGAAUUUGACGAAAAAGAACUUAUUUUUCAAUAACUCGAAAUAAGUAUUGACGUAGUGAAAAAACUCUAUAGAACAAAAGUUGCUUAGAAUUAGUGAUUUUAGGCACUUCUGAACUUAUCUUGAACAUAUAUUUUUUCACUCCCGAGAAGGGGUGAUACUGAACCAUAGGGCCAAAGCACACAUCGGUACAUCAUUUGUUUUUCUUUGACAUCUUAGCUAGGCGUAAGCCAAAUUUCAUGUCAAUCCAAGCGAUUCUUUAAAAUUAGGAGGUUUUUUGCAAUAUUUUACCGUGAGUGAAUGGACUAAAUCUGGAAAUAAAUUAUGUAUCUUAGCUUGAAAUAUUUUAGUUUGCAUCAAUUCUGGAAAUUAAUUUGUUUGAAAAGUUACAAAAAAGUAAUUUACAUGACAUGUAAUUUAUCACUGCUAAUUUUAUUAUGUAUUUUAUAUUUUGUUAUUCCUUUGUAGUGUAUUGAUAAAUAAAUAAUUUUUAAAAAUC